Molecule: messenger RNA, 1644 nt
Organism: Psilocybe cubensis
Lineage: Eukaryota; Fungi; Basidiomycota; Agaricomycetes; Agaricales; Agrocybaceae
Exons: 10
Coding region: 1-1644 (547 amino acids)
Biological process (GO): transmembrane transport
Cellular component (GO): membrane
Molecular function (GO): transmembrane transporter activity
Source: RefSeq, a predicted model, not a curated record
AUGCCGUCUGAACCCAUUGAAGCGCAAUUUUCUUAUCGGCAUCCCGUUCUUUCGGGAGAGCAUGAGGAGGAAUUCAGGACUCUAGAAAUAGAGAAUCUGGAGUCUACCCAGCUAGGUCGAAAGCUAUCUCUCAAACAUCCUGAUGAAGUUACUGUUGUUGCUUCCGAUGGCACUCCUUUACACCGUCCCAGCACACUCCAUGACCUUGAAGAGAUUCAUCUCAAGGAAGGUUAUAAAAUAGUCAAGUUCGAAAAGGGAAAGGGAGAAGAUCCAAGAGAAUGGAGUAAACUCAAAAAAUGGUACAUUACUCUUACCACGUCGAUCCUAUGUCUGGCGGUUGCAAUUGGUAGUUCGAUCGUAACGGGAGACAUGACAGGACCAACGAAGACAUUAGGCAUACAACAAGAAAUUACGAAUCUUACUGUCACUUGUUUUGUUAUGGGCUUUGGAAUUGGUCCUCUGUUCAUGGCACCUCUAUCAGAAGUUGUCGGUCGUCGACCCAUAUACUGCGUCAGCAUGUUUCUCUACUUUAUCUUCACCUUGCCAAGUGCCCUGGCAAAGAAUGCGGCCACUCUGGUCGUCGCGCGCAUGAUCGCCGGUUUGGCUGCUUCUGCACCUAUGUGCAAUGUCGGUGGAAGUAUAGCAGAUGUCUGGGCCAUCGAAGAACGAGGAGUCCCCAUGGCCGUUUUUUCUGGCACUCUAUUCAUCGGCCCCUGUGUAGGUCCUAUGGUUGCUGGUUGGAUCGGCAUGUAUGCCGGUUGGCGAUGGAUUUAUUGGGUCUUGUUCAUCUUCCUCGGCGUCUCCUUUGCCUUGACGCUCUUUAUUCCUGAGUCUCUUGCCCCUGUUCUUUUGCGCCGAAAAGCUGAGGUGCUUAGAAAAUCUACCAAUGACGACCGAUAUCGCACCCUCGAGGAACUCGAAAAACUUCCUUUCAGCGAAACGCUUCAAAUUGCUCUUGUCAGGCCCUUCUUGAUGCUCGUACAGGAACCUAUCGUUAUUUUCAUGAGCUGUUAUCUUUCAUUUGUCUACAGUCUUUUGUACCUGCUAUUCUUUGCUUUCCCUAUUGCUUUCCUUGAAAUUCGUGGAUUUAGCGAGGGUAUGACCGGUAUCACGUUUAUUAGUAUCAUGUUGGGAAUCUUCUUUGCUGGUCUCUUCUUGCCAACUCAAGAAAAAUUAUACGCCAAAGCAACUGCCUCUGGCUCAUUCCCUGAAGCACGUCUCUAUCCAAUGAUGGUCGGAGCCUUCUUCAUGCCCACUGCGCUGUUCAUGUUCGCGUUCACUGGCGCAUACCCAUGGGUGCAUUGGAUCGCGGUGUGCAUAUCUGGCUUUGUCUUCGGAUUUGCAAUGAUUCUGCUCUACGUCUCCGCCAACUCCUACAUCAUUGACUCUUACUCGGACUACGCUGCCUCCGCCAUGGCCGCAAAGACUUUCAUGCGCUCCGAGAUCGGCGCCAUGGUACCCCUCUUCGUAAACCAAAUGUUCCACCAUAUGGGCUUCCAAUGGGCCGGACUGCUCCUUGCUCUGAUUGCAUGCGCCAUCGCGCCUAUUCCGUUUAUCUUUUAUAAGUAUGGUGAACGGAUUAGAUCGACGAGUAAGCGCGCAUCGCAGCUUAGACGUGGUGGUGGCAAUAUUACCAAAGCUUAG